CAAACAUCAAAAUCCCAAAUAUGAGAUUAUUCUCGCUUUAGUACCUUUCAGAGAGCCAAAGCAAGGCAUAAAUUUUUUUGUGGGGCCUGUUAUCAGAAGGCCACUGAGUCUCAGUUUUGUGAUCUCGCCAACAAGACACUUUCAGAAACCAAAAAGAUGGCGCUGAGCAACAAUGUGAUCGGAGCCAUCAACUUCAUCGCCGUGCUCCUCUCGAUCCCAAUCAUCGCCGCUGGAAUCUGGCUAACGACAGAGCCAGCCGAUUCCUGCGUCAAGAUUCUGCAAUGGCCGGUGAUCAUACUGGGUGUACUCAUAUUACUGGUGGCUCUAGCUGGAUUCAUCGGAGCCCUUUGGAGAAUCCCGAGACUCCUUAUUUUCUAUCUCGUCGCUAUGCUUGUUCUGAUUAUUUUGCUGCUUUGCUUGGUGGUUUUUGUGUAUAUGGUCACACUGAGAGGUCACGGCGACGCGGAACCCAAUCGUGCUUACCUGGAAUAUCAUCUCGAUGACUUCUCUCUGUGGCUUCGUCGACGAGUUAGAAGCUCCAUCAAGUGGGAUCACAUCAGAAGGUGUCUCAGUUCCACAAAUAUGUGCGCUGAUUUGAACCAACGUUACAGAAUUGCUCAAGACUUCUUUAAUGCACAUCUAGCCCCCCUGCAGUCAGGGUGCUGUAAGCCGCCGACGAAAUGUGGAUACCAGUUCGUGAAUCCAACGUAUUGGAUAAGUCCGAGUACAGGAAGUGACGAGGAUUGCUCGAAAUGGAGCAACGACCAAACACAAUUAUGCUACGAUUGCGACGCGUGCAAGGCUGGUUUGCUGGCAGAUUUGAGGAAGGAAUGGAGGGGGGCGAAUCUGAUAUUGGUGAUUACUUUGGUUGCUUUGAUUGUUGUUUAUGUGAUAGGGCUUUGUGCCUUUAGGAACGCCAAAACUGAGGAGCUUUUUCGCAAGUACAGGCAAGGCUACACCUGAACAAUAUCCGCUGUAUAUGUCCUCUGUGAAUCGUCAGUAGAUUAAUUACUAGUGCUGUUGUAUGAAUAUCCCUUUCUCAUUUGUGAACUUAAUUUGAUUGUUUUUC
Messenger RNA from Prosopis cineraria, 1069 nucleotides. RefSeq names its product protein TORNADO 2-like. The record is from RefSeq and is a predicted model, not a curated record. Gene Ontology annotation, biological process: auxin-activated signaling pathway. Gene Ontology annotation, cellular component: plasma membrane; plasmodesma. Lineage: Eukaryota; Viridiplantae; Streptophyta; Magnoliopsida; Fabales; Fabaceae.